AUGGAUAGACUGAAUCGCUUGGCGGCUUAUACCUGGGACGAUUCGAGGCAAUUUCGCUCAAGCUAUGGCGUGUGGCACGUUUUUGGCACCAAAUACCUUGGCCGUGCCGUCCGUCCGGAUUAUGAGCAGAUCGCUCGCCUCCAAAGUGCCUCCUCUCCCGGCGAGUUGAGCAGUUCAUCGGUCCCACAUGGUCCAGGCGGGGACAGCACCGCUGGGAACCGGGGCAAGGAGUCGGAGAGAACGAUUGAAGUGGUAGCGCGAAUUGGUGAUAAUCUGGUCCAGGAAGAAAGGCUGCAAGAGGAGUAUCAGACGCUGGCAUCCGCCGACGCUUCCCACCGCAAAUAUCUCCUGCGGCCCGUGGAGAUGCAGCGCUUACCCAGCCUCAACGACGACCACGAACCAUCGCUCCUGGCCUGCAUUUAUGAAAGCCCUGGUCCCAACGAUCUCCUGCGCUACAUCGAUUGCGGCGCGAUCUGGUAUCAUACGCGCCCCGAAGGAGGCGAGAGUGAUAACGAGACCGAUGAUGUGGGUUCGUAUCGAUCCGAUCGGCGCGAGCUCAUGCCGCUGCACACCUUUCUAGAUUUUGCCAUCGGAGCGGCAGAGUGCAUCGAAAUGCUGCAUAGCCAGCAGAUUGUCCAUGGGCAGAUCCGGGGGGACGCAUUUCACUUCAAUCAAGAGACUGGCCGCGUGAGACUGAUCCAUCUCGGGGCGGGCGUCCGGGCCUACGACACCGGGCGGCUAAGCGCCAGCUCGCCCGUCCUGGCGAACCCUCUUAUGAGCCCCGAACAGACCGGGCGGACGCCGAUCCAGCCGGACAACCGGGCCGAUAUCUAUUCCCUCGGCGUCCUGUUUUGGAGCGCGUUAGUCCACGAGAUCCCAUUUGGGAGCAAGUCUCCCAUGGACAUCAUUAGGGAGGCUCUUGGACAGGAGCUGCCGUCGGUAUCGACCUUGCGACCUGACGUGCCGGAAUUAAUUGCUCGGGUUAUCGCCAGGGCGACGGCAAAGAAUGUCUUGGGGCGGUACAACUCUGUUAGCGGUCUGCGACAUGACCUCGUGGAGGUGCGGAGGUUGCUGGCGGCGGGAGAUACGGAAGAAGCGGAAUCCUGGGAGAUUGGCAGUAAGGAUGUGUCUCCAUUCUUCACGCUCCCGCGCACGAUGGUGGGCCGGACGACCGAGCGGGAUGCCAUCGUCGAAGUCCUGGAUCGCAUGUUCAGAAUGUACCAGGGCAAAGGGCCUCGCUUGUCGUCGCUGCCGGAGGACCAAUUUGCGAUGUUCGCCGUCCCUCCCCCAUCAGGUGAUAAUCUGUGUGAAAAGGAAGCCCGUACCUUGGCCGAUGGAUUUCCCAACUUGCCGGGUUCCACGAGCGUGACCUCCGCUAGGAUUCCCCAAUCGUAUAUAGCCAAUACAAGCCGCGUGCGUUCCCCUGGAGACUCGCAAAACGGCUCGAGCGAUGGCAGCGAGGUCGGUCCCGUGGCCUCGGACGGGAAAGGGGCAGAGAAGCGAUUGUCGACUCCAUCGAUCAGCAGCAGCAGUGGCGAUGGAAGUUCCCGAUCCAGUGACGAUGCCGGAAAGACAGCUGGGCAUCGCAUGAUGGCGCCGAAAGGACGGUGCGAGGUUAUCAGCAUUGAGGGAGGGGCUGGUUUGGGCAAGACUCGACUGAUCACGUCUGUGCAGAUUGAAGCCCGACGAAGAGGCUUCUUUGCCAGCUCCAGGUUUGAUCUCGCAAUUAAAGAACACCAGCGUCCCGUUCUGCAGCUGUUUUCGAGCCUGUUCGAGCAGGCCUUUUCAGAAAAUUCGAUUGAGCCUAGUUUCUUGCCAAUGCUGCGGAACCAUAUUGGGUCUGCGUGGGACACUUUGCACAAGGUUUUAGGCCUUCCCAAAUUCCUCCUCGGAUCGAGCCCCAACUUGCCAGAGCAGGUGCCUAAAAGUGCUGCUCGUUCGACUAAGUCACUACCCUACCGGCAUCCUCCCGAGAGUACAGGAACAGAGAGUUCCCAGGAAUUUCUUCGAACGGGAUCCUCGACCAACUCUUUGCCUCUUGUGCGGACGUUGCUGGAUAUCCUGCGUGCCUUCACGCAAUACAAAUUAGUGUGUCUUUGCCUGGACGAUGUUCACUUGGCGGACGAAGAAUCGGUGGAACUCAUUACCCAGAUCAUCUCGGCUAGAAUCAGACUGGUGUUGAUCUUGGCCUAUCGACCCGAAAAUGCUUCCUCUGAAAUGGUUAAACAGAUCCUUAACCUCUCUACCAAUAAAGAACUUCGGACAGGAAGAGAUGUUGGUCUUACUGUCGUCAAACUCUCUCCACUUAGUGAAGACAGCGUGAUGCAAUAUGUUGCAAGCACCUUGUGUUUGCCUGUCCCUGUUAUCUUACCGCUGGGGGCACUCAUUCAAUCCAGGACUAGUGGAAAUCCCUUUUACGUCCGUGAAAUGUUGAACGAUUGCUAUGAACAUGGAUUCAUCUGCUAUGACUACCAGGAAGGGCUGUGGUCGUUUGAUCUGAGUCGUAUAUCUGAACAUUUAAAGGCGGACGACUACAACGACGACAUCGUCGAUGACUUUUUAAUUAGGCGCCUGAGUAGCUUAUCAGCUGUCUCCAAAUCAAUUCUGGCCUGGGCAUCCCAUUUGGGCAUGACUUUCUCGUUUCAGCUGGUCAAGAGACUUCUCAACAGCGAUGAGAUGGAUCCCUGGUCUGGCUUGUCCGAGCGGGAGAUGAUUCAAGGUCUGCAGGCGACCAUCCAAGCCUACGUUAUUGUGCCCACGCAGGAUCAUGACAUUUUUUCGUUUACAUAUAACCACUACAUGCAUCUGGCAGCGUCAUUCCACACAAGAGACCCAGAUCAUGUGAACUUUGUCAAAGCGCAAGUGUUGUUCCGGUAUUACUCCCAUGACGACAAAUAUCGCAACAUGCUGGCAUCAGCCAUUAUCGAAUCAGCGCCGAUAUUCAAAGCCUCCGUGGCAAGAAGAAGGCCUUUCAGGAAGUUUUUAUUCGACUAUGCGAAAGCUGCAAGUGAGACCGGUUUCCGCUCAACCGCCAUCAACUCUUACACAAGUUGCAUCCAGUUGCUUCAGGAGGACAUGUGGAACGAGGACGCCGAAGAUGUGAUCUACGACGAGACGCUGCAGAUAUUUACCUCUGCUGCUGAAGGCUACUUGUACCAGGGACAGCAUGCCGAAGCUAGUCGCUUGCUGGAAUCUAUGCUCGCCAAUGCUCGGAGUCCAGUGGACAAGGCUCCCUCCUGGAUCUUGCAGUCUCGCAUGCUUGCCCAACUGGGUAAUUCAACUGGUGCUUUCCAGGCGCUGAAACAAUGUCUCACGACCCUGGACAUAACAAUUGAUGAUGAUCCGAGUUUUUUCAAAUGUGACAAUGAGUUCCGUCGGCUAUGCGAGGCCAUUUCCGCUACUACGACUGAAGAUAUCAUUGAGAAGGCCUCUGUUGGACAUCCCAUAUUGGCUGCCGUCGGCGCGGUCCUCGUUGAGGCCACUAGCGCGGCUUUCUGGUCCGACACGCUGACUUUUUACCAAAUGACGCUGGUCAUGGUGGACACCUAUCUCUCUCAUGGCCCCUUCCCGCAGGCGGGCAUGGGACUACUGCAAUUGGCUGUAAUAGCGAUCACUCGGGACAAUGCAAUUGCCUUCGCGAGUCAUUGUUCGGAGCUUGCCCUGGCUCUGAUUAAACAAUCUAACGACCCACGUACCAGGGGACGUGGUAUCGUGUUAUACUCGACCUUUAUCGAUCACCUUCAACAUCAUGUCCAGUCCUCAAUCUCUCAUUUGGAAGGAGCUUUGGAUUUCUCUAUCCAUGCUGGUGACCGAAUCGCGACCAUCUUGAACUACGGGCUACUGGCCACCAUGAAAUUUUUCGCCUCCGAAAACCUGGCCGAGCUGGAGAGCUUUUGCGUCUACAGUUGUCAGGAUAUCACUAGCUGGCAGUCGGAUACUCCCGGCGGUACGAUCCUCAUCACAAUCUGCCAGCUCUGCCGUGCUUUGCAAGGGAAAACAUAUACGCAUGACUCAACAGCGGUGAUGAGCGACGAAGAACACAAUUCGGCCGCAUACAAGUAUUGGCUAGUGAGAACGAUCAAGAAUAGCGACCGGCCGCUGAUGCUCUAUGAGAGCAUGGAAAUUGCUCCAUUAUUCCUGUACGGUCACUACGAGCGAGCGGUUGCGCUGGGGAAUUCUUGUCUCAAGAAAGUGAACGCCAUUUGGUCCACACGGAACACGCGAUUCCUGAUGUUCUUUCAUUCCCUUUCUUUAGCCGGAUGCGUGUGGAUGCGGAAGCAGCAGCAAGUCAAUCAUGAGGCAACACUUGAGGAGAUGGCCAACCUGGCGAGGAUGUUGAGGUAUUUCAAGCGCAAGAUUGAGCAGUGGCAGGCCAUCACAGAUGUGAACUAUCUGGCAUGGACUAAGAUCUUGAGCGCCCAGAUCGCCGAGAUGGAGCAUGACCAAAGGGCUGCUUUGUCUCUCUAUCAAGAGGCAUUAGACCACGCUUCCACGCAUGGAUUUGGUUUCGAGGAAGCUCUCGCCAACCAUCUGUUAGCUGAACAUCUGAUGCGUGAGGGCUCUUCGCGACUGGGCACACUCGCUCUGAAGGAAGCAGCUAGUCUCUACCAGCGAAUAGGGGCCACCGGGGUGGCUGAUCACAUUCUGCGUGUCCAUGGUUUGGAGCAAAAGCCAAAGCACGUGCCACGAGAAGCCGCUACUCAAACUGAACCAGACGAAAGUAGUAUGCGGAUUCGCCCUCAAGUAUCCGACCCGGGCAAUGAUGAAAAAUCGAGUGCGGGAGAGUCUGUGGCGGAGCGGAGCCUACACAUUUUAGAUCUCACCUCCAUCCUUGAACGGUCACAGGUGAUAUCUAGUGUUCUAAGGGUUGACGAGCUGCUCCAGACAAUGUGCAAAAUUAUCAUGGAGAGCUGCCAUGGCACUGCCACUGUGGCGGCCAUCAUCACCAAAGAGAACGCGGCCACCGAGUGGGCCGUGGCAGCAAGUGGCGACGCAGCUGGACACAUCAAAGUACAUCACCCUCCAACACCGAUUGGACACUCCUUUCUUGUCGCAGAAAGCGUUGUGAAUUACUGCGUGCGCUUUCGCGAACCAGCGUAUUUGCCGGACAUCUUGCAGGAUCCGCGAUUUAGCUACGUCAGCGAAGCGUGGUUGGCCCAGAACCCGUCCAGUAAAUCGGUCGUGGCGUUUCCCAUUUCUCACGGUGGCGAUGAGACCGAGCCCCUUGCGGUGCUGUAUCUGGAGGGACCGCCCAACGGCUUCUCGCAUCUCAAUCGUGUUGUGUUACAGCUGCUCGUCGUCCAACUCGGAAUUAGCUAUUCCAAUGCGCUGACCCUCAAGGAAGUUGAACGGGUAUCCACCAUCAACCAAUCUAUGGUGAAAGUGCAGAAGAAAGCCCUGGCAGAAGCGAUGGCAGCCGAGCAAGAGGCGAACAUUGCUAAGGCGGAGGCCCUGCAUCAUGCCCAGCUGGCCGAAGAGGCCGCCAAGGCUAAAAGCAGUUUUCUCGCCAAUAUCUCUCAUGAGCUACGAACGCCACUCAAUGGGGUUAUUGGCAACUCAGAGCUUCUCCUUAGCAGUCCACUGCCGGGGCAGGAAUUGCAAAUGGCGGACUCGAUUCACACGUCAGCAAAACUCCUUCUCACUGUGAUCAAUGACAUUCUCGACUUCUCCAAGAUCGAAGCGAACAAGGUGCAGUUGCAUAAUGUGUCCUUCGAUGUUGACAAGAUGAUUCGGGAAGUCGUUCGCUCGAUGUCGACCGAUUUCGGGAAUAAGCGACAGUCCAACCAUGUUCGCAUUAUCCAAGAUAUUCGACUGCCUCAAUUCCGCGUAUAUGGCGACCCCGUCCGUCUGCAGCAGAUUUUAGGCAACCUAAUCGGUAACAGCCUGAAGUUCACCGAAACGGGGUCCAUCACGAUAGGAUCCAGGGCGGACGAUGAAACCGUGGACUCAGCUCGUCUCACCUUCUGGGUGACGGACACGGGUAUUGGCAUUCCCGAGCGACACAUACAGAACCUGUUCAAGCCGUUCACCCAAGCCGAUGCAAGUACCGCGCGCCGGUUCGGAGGCAGUGGAUUGGGCCUCAGUAUUUGCAAGUCUCUCAUAGAUAUGAUGGGAGGCACCAUCGAUCUCAAGAGCACCGAAGAUGUCGGCACAACUGUUUCAUUCUCAAUAACCUUGCCGAAGGUCAAUCCCGGUGGUUCGGGGACCGCCAGUCCAACAGAAUCCACUGACAAUGCACUGAGCCUGCUCAAUACAGCAGCCCCGGAUUGCAUGGACCUGUCUCAAAUCCCCCUCUCCAACCUCCGCAUCUGUGUUGCGGAGGAUAACCUCAUCAACCAGAGAAUCACGGUGCAGUACCUCAAGAAGCUAGGAUUCACCCAGGUAGAUGCCUAUAACAACGGCCUGGAAGCCGUGGAGGGCAUCCAGAAGAAGGCCAGUGAAGAGCAGCCGUACCACAUGGUCUUGAUGGAUGUUCAGAUGCCCGUCAUGGAUGGGUAUGUUGCCACCCGCCGCCUUCGCCAGGAUCCCGUGGACGCCGUGAGGCGCAUCCUGAUUAUCGCUCUCACAGCCUCGGCGAUUCAGGGUGAUCGGGAGAAGUGCCUGGAUUCGGGGAUGAAUGAUUACCUGGCGAAACCCUUUCUUCUGGAAGCGUUGAAGAAGAAGUUUGAGCAAUACCUACAGAUCUAG
Penicillium riverlandense is the source of this 6687-nucleotide messenger RNA. RefSeq lists its product as uncharacterized. Gene Ontology annotation, molecular function: phosphorelay sensor kinase activity; protein binding; ATP binding. The transcript is spliced from 3 exons. Gene Ontology annotation, biological process: protein autophosphorylation; phosphorelay signal transduction system. The coding region runs from base 1 to 6687 and encodes 2228 amino acids. The record is from RefSeq and is a predicted model, not a curated record. Lineage: Eukaryota; Fungi; Ascomycota; Eurotiomycetes; Eurotiales; Aspergillaceae.